Messenger RNA from Salvia hispanica, 1312 nucleotides. Its product is annotated as putative mannitol dehydrogenase 1. NCBI's taxonomy places the organism in Eukaryota, Viridiplantae, Streptophyta, Magnoliopsida, Lamiales, Lamiaceae. Gene Ontology annotation, molecular function: oxidoreductase activity, acting on the CH-OH group of donors, NAD or NADP as acceptor; zinc ion binding. The record is from RefSeq and is a predicted model, not a curated record.
UUUGUCUUCACUAUAAGACUGAUUCGAGAGAAAAGAUUCUGAGCACAGCUUUACUAAGAGAGACGGAGAUAUAGAUAGAGUAGAGAAGGCGACCAAUGGCGGAAUUCCAACACAAAGCUUUUGGUUUGGCCGCGACCGAUUCCUCCGGCGUCCUCUCACCCUUCCAUUUCUCUCGCAGGGAAAAUGGAGAUGACGAUGUAACAAUCAAAAUACUCUACUGCGGAGUUUGCCAUUCUGAUUUGCACACUGUCAAGAAUGAAUGGGGAAUCACACAGUAUCCUGUUGUGCCCGGGCAUGAAAUUGCGGGUGUCGUGACCAAAAUUGGUAAUAAUGUUGAGAAAUUCAAGGUCGGUGACAGAGUCGGGGUUGGGGUGAUAGUAAACUCAUGUAGGACAUGUGAUGUCUGCCAACAAGACCUAGAGAGCUACUGUGCCAAAAUGAUAUUCACCUACAAUUCCACCGACAAAGAUGGCACGAGGACAUAUGGUGGUUACUCAGACACAGUUGUUGUCGACCAGCAUUUUGUGCUUCGUUUCCCCGAGAAUGUGCCAUCUGAUGCUGGUGCUCCGCUGCUGUGUGCUGGAAUCACUGUCUACAGCCCGAUGAAAUACUACGGAAUGACUGAGGCUGGAAAGCAUUUGGGUGUUGCCGGUCUUGGAGGGCUUGGCCAUGUUGCAGUCAAGUUUGGGAAGGCGUUUGGGCUGAAAGUUACUGUUAUCAGUACCUCCCCGAAAAAGAAAGCUGAAGCCUUAAACAAGCUCGGUGCUGAUGCUUUCGUUGUUAGUACUGAUGCUGCUGAGUUGGAGGCUGCAACGGGCACAAUGGAUUUCAUCAUUGACACCAUCGCUGCAGUGCAUCAGUUGGCUCCAUUGCUAAGCCUGUUGAAGAUGAACGGGAAGCUUGUAACAGUGGGAUUGCCGGAUAAACCCCUUGACCUUCCUAUUUUCCCUCUAGUUGCCGGUCGAAAGAUGAUUGGUGGAAGUGAUUUCGGUGGUAUAAAAGAGACGCAGGAAAUGUUGGACUUCUGUGGAAAGCAUGGCAUAGCAGCGGACAUUGAGCUGAUUCGUGCUGACGAGAUAAACGCUGCUAUGGAGCGUCUUGCCAAAUCUGAUGUUAGGUACCGUUUUGUGAUUGACGUUGGAAACUCCCUCGCCAAACUCUGAGCCCUGGUGUGUGUCGACUCAAAACAGUUCUACCGUUUCUGAACUAUCAAAACAGUUUCGACAAUAAUCAUGUUCAUGAACUUAAACAAUGCUUUGAGUCUGAGAUUUGUUCCUGUACCAAUGCUAUGAUAUCCAUCAUAUUUCGUUCC